AUGUCCCUAGCUCCCUCCACGCCCGCUCGACCUCGACCUGCUCUCCUCAAUAAGACAACAAACGCGCUCUUAUCUCCAAGAAAACAUAAUUCAGAAUCGGAUAUGGGCCCUGGAGACAGCAUCAGUAAACACGCUUCUAGCAAUAAUACCCCGUCGUCACCUACUCAGGUUGUUGGACAGAAGAGGAGUAUAGAUCAAGUUGAGGUGGAACAAGUCAGGCCGAGCACAGCAACCAGCUCGUUUAAUAGCCAGAAGAGGGAGGAUGAGUUUUAUAUCUAUGAUGAUACAACGCCACAUUCAAGCAUGGAUAUUGAUAAAGAAGCAACCUUUUUGCAAUAUUCUCAGAAAGCGUGUGACGGCCAGGAGAAAGGUGUUGAGAAGGGCUGCUCCCAGGAGAGCACCAGCAUGUCUUCUCUCCUUAACCUAAGCUUUGAAUCUGAAGGCGGCAACUGCAGCAGUAGCAACAUUGCCAGACGAGACUCACCAUCUAACUCACCAAACCGUCCACAUAAAGUCCCAAGACAGCAAACAACAUCUUCCUCCACUAUCCCAACAGACCCAGAGGCACGCAGAAUAUUCAUCCAACAGAAAGCUGGACUGCUUCGAGAAAAGGUCCAAACAGCAAUGAAGAACAUCAAAGAUAGCAGCCAGAUCGACCGUCGUCUCAUGGAGCUCGAGGCACAAAGCCGUCAGUCGUGGAAUGCUUCGUCCCCUCUCAGUCAACAUCAAAAAGCCUCGUCGGCGCGUACCGAAUCAAGUGUCGACAUGACCCCAAAGGCCAAGUUAUCCACACCAACAGGCCAGGACAACGGCAAGAUGGAUAUCGAUAACGACUCUACCCCAACACAGCAGAAGGUAGCUUUCCAGCCCGAGACUCCUGCGCCUUCUCGCCCAACAGACAGUCAGUCACGGCAUGAGGAGACUGCAGACGGCACUGUCAUCAUUGACCGAGAAGGCGGGUGCGCCGUCGAAAAGAUGAUGGCCAAGGCAAAGAAGGAAACGGCCGUGGAUGGACUCCUGAAACUCAUGAAAACCACGACUGAGUAUGAUGGGUUGGAUGAAUGGAGCGGAUGA
This is a messenger RNA of Arthroderma uncinatum, 1074 nucleotides long. RefSeq lists its product as uncharacterized. The transcript has 3 exons. The record is from RefSeq and is a predicted model, not a curated record. NCBI's taxonomy places the organism in Eukaryota, Fungi, Ascomycota, Eurotiomycetes, Onygenales, Arthrodermataceae. Bases 1 to 1074 code for a protein of 357 amino acids.